Messenger RNA from Setaria italica (foxtail millet), 1158 nucleotides. Its product is annotated as RNA-binding KH domain-containing protein PEPPER. The transcript is spliced from 6 exons. The record is from RefSeq and is a predicted model, not a curated record. Gene Ontology annotation, cellular component: nucleus; cytoplasm. Gene Ontology annotation, biological process: regulation of gene expression. Bases 1 to 1158 code for a protein of 385 amino acids. NCBI's taxonomy places the organism in Eukaryota, Viridiplantae, Streptophyta, Magnoliopsida, Poales, Poaceae. Gene Ontology annotation, molecular function: mRNA binding.
AUGGCGCCGCCGCCGCAGGAGGAGGAGGCUGCGAUCGACGGCAUUCCGGAAGCUGGCGUCGAGGAGGAGGAGGAUCCGGAGGUGGUGGAGCCGUGGGUCCCAUCCUCCGACUCGGAGCCGGAGCCGGACGCGGACCGCCCGGCGCUCGAGCCGCUGGACCCUUUCCCCGCCUCGUCCAAACCGGAGCUGCUGCCGGCGCAGACGGCGGUGGCGGAGAGGAAGGACGAGGGGGAGGAGGCGAGGCAGCGGUGGCCCGGGUGGCCCGGCGCGAGCGUGUUCCGGCUGGUGGUGCCCGCGGACCAGGUCGGCGGCGUCAUCGGGCGCCGCGGUAGCACCAUUAAGCGCCUCUGCGACGAGACCCGCGCCCGCGUCCGCGUACUCGACGCCGCGCACGGCGCCGCCAACCGGAUUGUAAGGCUCCGGUUCCUUCCCCCGCAGAAUGUGGUUUUGGUAUCUGCAACAGAAGAAGUUGAAGCAGAAUUAUCACCUGUGAUGAAUGCUGCAAUUAAGAUCUUCAAGCAUAUAAACGGGAUAGAAGAGAUCAAUUCUGAUGGAACUUUAUAUGCUUCUGCACCGGAAAUUUGUUCUGUUAGAUUAUUAGUUCCAGCUGCACAAGCGGUCCACUUAAUUGGCAAGCAAGGAGUCACAAUUAAGUCAAUCCAAGAAAGUACUGGUGCUACCAUAAGGAUUAUAGAUGAAGAUGAGCUAUUGAGUUGUGAGACACCAGAUGAAAGAAUUGUGGAGAUACAUGGUGCUUCUUUCAAGGUUCACAAUGCCCUAAAAUCAGUGCUUGGACUUCUCAGGAAGUUCCUAGUUGACCAUGGUGUGCUUCAUCUAUUUGAUAUGAAGAACCAAGAAGUAGCUCAGCCACAGGAUACUUCUAAGGAAAAUCAAUUUAUUGAUGAUUAUCCUCUUGCAAUUACACAGACAAUGAAGAUCCCACUGCCAUAUGCUGAAGAGAUAAUUGGCGUGAGAGGAGAGAACAUUGAGUUUAUUCGUUCUGUUAGUGGAGCGGUUGUGGUUCUUGAAGAAAUUGGAGAUUAUCCAGAUGAGGCAACAGAGAACCGCCACCGCCACCACGCAGGAGCUGUUACCGUGACGCUGAAGCUGGCCCACGGCUGCCGAGCUCCCCUCCUCAUGCUGGCUCAAGGAUGCUGA